AUGAACCCAAAAGUUCUUCAUCAGUUGUGCAGAAAAGGCCAAACAUCCUCAUCGAUAUUUAUUGCUGGUUCUUAUAGACAAUGUUGUUAUGUUAGUGCUUGUUAUCAGCAAACUAGAUUUAUUUCAAGAAAUGACCCAGUCAAAAUAAUAAAAAAAAUCAUUCAAAAUAUUGUUUGU
Molecule: messenger RNA, 177 nt
Organism: Dictyostelium purpureum
Lineage: Eukaryota; Evosea; Eumycetozoa; Dictyosteliales; Dictyosteliaceae
Exons: 2
Source: RefSeq, a predicted model, not a curated record